AGUUGUGAUAAACAUAACUGUCUUCGUCCUACGUCCGGCGACAGUUAUGAAUCCAAAAGGUCUUUUCAAUGGAGCAAGUGCCGGAGUGAAUCACACCGGCAUGAUUUUAAGACUUAUCUUACAGUGUAGAGCAUUAAACUUGAACUAUUUGAGGACAAAAAAGAAUUUCCAGUUCAUACGAGUAAAAAUUUCUAAUGAAACAUACCAAUUAAAGCGUUAUUUCCACUUUUUCCAAAACCAACAUAAGGAUCAGAGUGAUUUCGCCUAGAUCGUCCGCCAUCUUGAAACAAAACGUUGGAAUUUCCGGUUUGACCUUAUUUGCAUAAGUUUUUGGCAGCCAAUCAGAAAAUAGGUCAGAAACCCAUUUUCAUAUAUGGAAAUCGUAUCCAUAUAUGGAAAUCGUAGUAUUUUUCAAUAAAGCCAACAUGGCGGCCUACGUAAAUGCGAUCGAGAGAGUAAAAGAAAAAUACGGUUUAAAUGUUACCCUGAAGCCACAGCAGACUGAUAUCAUCUCGUACUUAUUAGAUGGAUGCGAUGUUUUUGGAUUGCUACCAACUGGAUUCGGAAAAUCAAUGACUUACAUCUUUGUACCAUUGAUUUUAGACGAGCUGAAAGGAGAAAGAGAUGUGUGGCAUACAUCUCUUGUCAUCUCUCCUUUGAAGGCAUUGAUGGCUGAUCAGGUUGAAUAUCUGAAGAGUCACAGCAUUCCUGCUGCAUCCCUCUCCGAUGAAACAGAAAUUAAAGGUAAAACUGAAACAUAA
This is a messenger RNA of Dreissena polymorpha, 761 nucleotides long. RefSeq lists its product as uncharacterized. The record is from RefSeq and is a predicted model, not a curated record. The coding region runs from base 393 to 761 and encodes 122 amino acids. Gene Ontology annotation, biological process: telomere maintenance; double-strand break repair via homologous recombination. Gene Ontology annotation, cellular component: nucleus; cytoplasm; nucleoplasm. Gene Ontology annotation, molecular function: ATP binding; 3'-5' DNA helicase activity; nucleic acid binding. The transcript has 2 exons. NCBI's taxonomy places the organism in Eukaryota, Metazoa, Mollusca, Bivalvia, Myida, Dreissenidae.